Messenger RNA from Prorocentrum cordatum, 1305 nucleotides. The record is from the annotation of a GenBank genome assembly. Lineage: Eukaryota; Dinophyceae; Prorocentrales; Prorocentraceae.
AUGCCGCUCGAGUCAGCAGCCGCGCAGGCCUUGGUGGCCACCGUGCCCGAAGGCAAGUUCUUGGCCCUGUCCGGUGCCGAUAUGGAAAAGUGGAUCCAGUUCGUGGCGGACGCGAACGAGCCCACGCGCCACCCAGAACUCUUCUACGGAAGUGUGGCGCGCCUCCUCGCGGAACACAUGGGCUCGGCAGUCCCAGCGAAUUAUGCAGACGCGCAGAUGCGCACAUUUGUCAUCGAUGGUUUCCGCGCCGGGGCCGAGCCCUUCGAGGGAGAUGGCGACACGCAGUGGAAAGACGUCAAGAUCACGCCAGCGCACGUGGCAGCUGCUUUGAAAGUGCAGAGUGCUGCCGCUGCUUUGGACAAGCGUGUCGCGGACGGGCGCCCCGCCAGUGGGCCACCAGCUGAUGGCUUGGCCCAGGCCAUCGAAGCCCUCGCAAAGGCAACAAAGGACAGAGAACAACCCAAGAAAGAAUACUUGAGUUUCAAUCUCAAGGACCGCCUUGGUGAGCUUGGUCUCAGUUGCUUGCCUAAGGAUAUGAUCCCCUCAGAGGAGUCACUACUUCGGUUGGAAAAGGCAAGCAAGGUUGCCCGAGAGCAGGGGAGGCUGCACAUUGGCUCAGCAGAGGGCGAGGACCUGCAAACGUCGUUUCGGCCUUCGUGGUCCCGCACGCCGAAGAUCGACGUCACUGUCGGCGAUGGAACCUUCGAGGAGAAACUGCGGAGCGCAAUGGAGGCAAAGAAAGUCAGGUCCAUGGAAGAUAAGACGGCUUACCUUGGGUUUGCAACGUUCUACGGCCACAUCCUCGAUUGGGGUGUCAAGAUGGUCCUCACGAAGGUCAUCGCAGCCGCCCAGUUGCUCGCUUACCAGAUGGUGCUCACUCGAGUUGCUGAGGAAUACGGAGGUUUUCGUGUGUGCACGCGCUACGACUUGCUGCUGAGGCAGAAGCUUGCCCGCGCAUUGGAGCGGGAAGAAAACGAUCAGAUCGGGAAGCUUCUGGGCGACUUGGACAGAGAUGUGCUGGCCGACGCCAAGAACAUCGCUGAGAAGCGUGUUUCAGAAGUUGCGAGGGCAGCUAAUAAAGUGAGCCAGAGCUCAAGCUCGCAGCAGUCACAGGCAACACCAGGGAAGGGCACCGGCAAAGGCCCUGCCAAGAGCAAGGGGGCAACCCACCCCUCGAACGUCGGCCGCCAGGUGCGUUCCCCAGCGCGGAGGUCUCGCAGUCCGAAAGGAGGCCCCGCAUCUAGCUGGAGCUCUCAGAAGUGGGACAACAAGAAGUGGGACAAGAAGUGGGGCGCCAAGAAGUGA